AUGAAGUUAAUUUUAUUUUUAAUUUUAUUAGUAAAUAUAGUGUUUGCUCAACAAACUGAAGUUAUUAGUAUCUUAAAUGGCCCAAUUAUAGGUAAUGUUUACGAUACACAUAAAGCCUGGUUAGGUGUUCCAUUUGGUCAACCACCAGUCAAUAGUAUGCGUUGGAAGAGUCCAGUUGCUGUAUCUUCUUGGUCAACACCCUAUAAUGCUACAUAUGAAAGAAAUGCAUGUUUUCAAUUUUGUAAUUUACCAGCUGGUGUAUGUCCAGAUCAAAAUGCAGUUGCAGAAGAUUGUUUAUAUUUAAAUGUUUUUACACCAAAUGUAGAUUUUAAUAACUUACAAUCACCAUUACCAGUAAUGGUUUUUAUUCCAGGUGGACGUUUUGAAAUGGGUUCUGCAUUUGCCCCAUUAUAUGAAGGUGGUAAUAUUGUUAAUUCAUCAGGUGUAGUUUUGGUUAUCAUUAACUAUCGUUUGGGUGCAUUUGGUUUCCUUCAAACCAGUAGCGGUAUUUCAGCAAAUGUUGGUUUUGAAGAUCAAAUUUUAGCUUUACAAUGGGUACAAGAAAAUAUUAAAUCUUUUGGUGGCGAUCCAACCCAAGUUACGGUAUUUGGUGAAAGUGCUGGUGGUACAAGUAGCAGUCUUCAUUUAACAUCACCUGCAUCUACUGGUUUAUUUUCAAAAAUCAUCAUCGAGUCAAAUCCAUGGUCAUUACCAAUCAAAACAAUUGAUCAAGCUGUUAUUUUAGGUAAAAUUUUUGCCAAUGAUUUAGGUUGUGAUGAAUCUGACAUCAAUUGUUUAUACUCCAAAUCUGCCGAAGAUAUUUUACUUGCACAAAAUAAGAGCCAAAACCAUUUUUCAGUUUUCCAACCAUUACUUACAUUCUUACCAUGGACCCCAGUUGUUGAUGGUAAACUAAUUACAGAUCAACCAUUAUCAUUAAUCCAAAAGGGUCAAUAUAAUAAGGUACCUGUUCUCCUUGGUACUGUACGUAAUGAAGCUUUACUUUUCGUUGCUUCCAUUACUUUAAAUAUUAAUAAAAUAGAAUAUAUUGGAGGUUUAAUCGAUAUCUUUGGUCUUAAACGUGAAGGUGAAAUCUAUAGCUUAUACUCGAAAUUUAUAAAUGGUUCAAACUUUAUGGACACCCUUGGAGUUGUUGGUACUGAUUAUAUUUUUGUUUGUCCAACUAGAAAUGCAGCUAUGUAUUUAUCAUCAGAUACCUCAAAUCCUGUUUAUACCUAUCAAUUACAACAUGUUACAAGCUUUAAUCCUUAUGGAAAUGAAUACCCAUUCUGUGCUGGUGCUGUUUGCCAUGGUCUUGAAUUACCAUACCUUUUCAACAAUACACAAUGGUUCCACUUUACACCAGAAGAACAAGUUUUAUCUACUCAAUUAAUGAACUAUUGGACCAAUUUUGCCAGAAGCGGCAAUCCAAACUCUCCAAAUCCAGUAAAUGUUCAAUGGACACCAUAUACCAAAGCUAAUGAUGAUAUGAUGACUCUUGACACUCCAAAUUAUAUGCAAUCUGGUUAUCUCAAUGAAUACUGUUCAUAUUGGGAUCAGUUGGGUUAUGAGGUUGGUUGGUAA
Molecule: messenger RNA, 1584 nt
Organism: Dictyostelium purpureum
Lineage: Eukaryota; Evosea; Eumycetozoa; Dictyosteliales; Dictyosteliaceae
Exons: 4
Coding region: 1-1584 (527 amino acids)
Source: RefSeq, a predicted model, not a curated record